AAGAGCAAGGUUUUAUAUUCCACAGCCAAGUGUCAGACUCCACUUCUAAAUACUGCACUCCGAAUGAUAAGGUCCAAAAAUACUUCAAGACCAUCUGUGUUUCUCUACCCUAAGGAACUUGUUUUCCUGAAAAAUGCCCACGACGACGAAAACCUUGAUGUUCUUGUCGGGCUUCCUCACCAGCCUCGGGGCCUCUGCCGUCAUCUGCUCCGUCCUUGGGACACAGGAGUGGGUCACCAGCACGGUGGGCAUUAGGGACUCUGUUUCUGACGGCAACGUUAUCAUCACCUAUGGGCUGUCUCGUGGGGAGAGCAUUCAGCAACUGAACCUCGGACUUGAAGAACCAACAAAAUAUUUUGAAGUCUUAGGAGUCUUGAACAACUCUUCUCAAAAAGCCCUGCAUGUGGUGACCAUCCUGUUCCUGGCCCUCAGCCUGUGCGCCUCGCUGCUGAGCUGCGGGUUCACGUUCUACAACAGCGUCAGCAACCCCUACCAGACCUUCCUGGGCCCCGUGGGGGUGUACACCUGGAACGGACUCAGCGCAUCCUUCGUCUUCGUGGCCAUGAUGCUGUUUGUGGGGAACACGCAGUCCCAUCAUCUCUCGGAAGAGCUGUCCCGGCUGCUUUACCCAACAGUCACCACGACCGGCUCCACCCACAGUUACGGCUACUCGUUCUGGCUCAUCCUGCUUGUCAUUCUUCUCAAUGUCGCCACUGUGGUCAUCAUCAUUUUCUACCAGAAGGCCAGAUACCAGCGGAGGCAGGAGCAGAAAAAGCCGCUGGAGUUCGCUCCGCGGGAUGGGAUUUUGUUCUGAUGCUGGCCUCUCAUCUCUCUCUGUGUGCCGGCUCCAGCAUCGCGGUGAACUCAGUCAAAAUGGAAGUGAAACGUUGUUCAAGUUCAGCUGCCGCCCAGUGCCUGCUUCCUGUGCUGUGGCUGGGGGUGGAGUUUGUCAGGUGCAAGCGUUUCCCCCAGCAGCAGACACCCGCCCCUGCCCCUGCCCCUGCCCCGGCCAGAGGCUGGGGCAGAGGUGAAUGACAACUCUCAGGCCCUCAUCCCCGCCCCCAGCUCAGGGCCGGGACAGAGGCGUGGGGUAGCCCUCGAAGGACAAGCUCCUGGCUUCAUGAAAACACAGUGCACACCAGGAAAGUGGCCGCAGAGGCAUCAGCAUGGGUCUGACCUACUUUGCCAGUGGCGUGUGUUUCCAGGAAUUCACUCGGAGAAUCUCUGGAUCUUGGCUACCCCGCAGCUUACCACGCUGAGCGCGGCUAAGAGUCGUCGUCUGGCACAUCUUGAAGGAACGAGCGCCAGAAGCAGCAGAACUCCCUGGGCAUAAUUUGCAAGGCAACAACUCUUCAGACAGAGAAAAUAGCGUUUAUGAAGCCAUCAUGGACGAAUGCCCUUCCCCGUUCUUAUUUUUUUAGCAAUCUUUCUUGGAGGGAUGACGUGACAGGACCAGACCUGAGUUCUCCCCAAUGGAGCGCACUGUCAGAGGUCAGAGGUCGAGACAGACCUUCGGAAAGCAAUCACUUCAAGCAGGACGUAAGUGCAAAAUCCUGCUCACGUUCAAAAGGCCAGUUCUGUCACCUCCCAUCCGAAAGCCGCGCUAACCCACUUAUUCUAGUCUACGACCUUACUAUGGAACUUAGACUUCUCUGAAAAAUCUAAUCAACAGAUUUUCAAAAUUCUUUGAAUCCAUAAGUGUUUAUGUUGCUGGAAGUUUUGACUUUUGUAACUCAUUGUGACAGCGUGGUCGAGUAAGGAAGAGGAAACAGACAGGGGUAAGAAAGCACACAAACGGGCGCUAGACAGACACGCGCACAAGGAAGCAUCACAGAGUGAUGAGAGCCUGCUCUUCUCACUGAGCGCUCGAGCAGGGCUGGGUCUCCCUGGAGGAACCUUGUCCCCAUCCGUAACUCACAGGUGGCCUCAAAGGAGCCCUUUAAAAUUUGGGAAUCGGGUCCAUGGACCGACCCAUGCUGUACAGUUCAGGAGAUGAAGACCAUGGCUCCCUAAUGUGUCGAGAAGGUGUUGAAAUGACAUGUGGGUAUCCAGUAGAAAGCUUAGGAAGCAAAAGCAGGCUUGGACACUCCCAGCAGGCGUGGGCAGCGCGGAAGUUGUCCAGGACACAGCUCCCCGUCCCAGCCUACGACCUGGGUCUUUCAGUGCCUGCUCACGGCACAGCAAGGCAGGCUCAGCUCAAGAAUGAAGACCUGUUGGUCUGAAACAACACGAUCGACAUGUGUUCUCACACUCGAUGGAAUGCAUCUGAAUCCGUCUCCAGGAUUAGAAUGUUUCAGGGCCCGUGAUAUGGCCCCCUGCUACUGCAUGUGGUCUUAGCACGAUGAGCUGGGUUAUAAGGUUCAUUGCAAAAUAAAUAAAUUAUAUAAAAUGA
Molecule: messenger RNA, 2392 nt
Organism: Oryctolagus cuniculus (rabbit)
Lineage: Eukaryota; Metazoa; Chordata; Mammalia; Lagomorpha; Leporidae
Gene: CLRN3
Product: clarin 3
Source: RefSeq, a predicted model, not a curated record